Molecule: messenger RNA, 7982 nt
Organism: Syngnathoides biaculeatus (alligator pipefish)
Lineage: Eukaryota; Metazoa; Chordata; Actinopteri; Syngnathiformes; Syngnathidae
Product: rootletin-like
Exons: 37
Coding region: 403-6273 (1956 amino acids)
Source: RefSeq, a predicted model, not a curated record
UCAUUGUAGGGCCUCGAGGCGCAAUCUUAUUAAAGCCAACGGUUUGACUUGAGAGCGCCACAUGUCUUCCAUGCGCGUGUGCUGUGGAAGUCCCUCCCCGGAAAAAGAAGCUUGCGGGGGAGAAUUAGGAAGCGGACGAUUGCGGCGGUGACUGACUGACUGACUGACUGGCUGGCUGGAUGUGAUUUGUUGCGGCCCACUCUCUAAAAAAAAAAAAAAGGAGCUCUGAAAGACAACUUGUGAAAAAUUCAAUCGUCUCGAGAGAGGCUGGAGGAGUCGGUUUUAUCCGAGGAGAAGAAGCUGACGGUCCGGGGCCCCUCGCCGGAUGCCCCCCCGACGUGUCUACCGGCAAGAGUUCGUGAGAUCGUCACAAAGAACCUCAACGAAAACCCGACGGGGGCCAUGUCGUCAGUCAUGUCACUCCAGGAGGAGAACCGGGUCCUGCAGGGAGAGCUGGCCAAGCUGGAGGACCUGCUGGCCCACAGCAGGGCGGACCGGGACGAGCUGGCCAUCAAGUAUAGCGCCAUCAGCGAGAGGUUGGAGCAGACGCUACGUUUCGAUUCGGGGGACGAACGUGAUUCCCCAGAGUCUCGCAGCCUGGCUCAGCAGAACGUGGACCUGCGCAGGCGGCUGGAUGAAGAACAAGCGGCCUACAAGAGGAAACUCACGGCGUACCAGGAGGGGCAGCAGAGGCAGGCGCAGCUCGUACAGAGGUUGCAGGCCAAGGUGCUUCAGUACAAAAAGAGGUGUGGAGAUCUGGAGCAGAUGCUGCAGCAGAAGUCAGCAGAGUUUGACAAACCCAGACUGAGUGAUUCCAGUGAAACUUCAAAUGGUCGCUGCCCAGCGGAAUCGAGCAGCAACCUGGAGGAUGCGUUAAUCCGUCUGGAAGAGGAACAGCAGCGAAGCAGCAGUCUUUCCGCGGUCAAUGCCAUGCUGAGGGAGCAGCUGGAGCAGACCAGUUUGGCCAAUGAGGCUCUCGGCCAGGACAUCCGCCGGCUCACUACUGACUGGACCAAAGCCCGAGAAGAGCUGGAACAAAAGGAGUCUGACUGGAGGAGAGAGGAAGAGUCUUUCCAUAGUUACUUUAGCAGCGAGCACAGCCGCCUGCUGACUCUGUGGCGCCAAGUGGUCGGGUUCCGCAGGCACGUCUGUGACCUGAAGAGUGCCACUGAAAGAGACUUGUCAGAGAUGCGUAACGAGCUGGCUCAGGCGUCGCACUCCGCUCAGGUGUCCUGCACGGGUCUGUCUGCCACGCUGCACUCCAGAGAGGGAGGAGCCGCCCUGGCCCUGGAGCGCGAGAAGGCUCUCAGGCUCCAACUGGAGCAGCAACUGAGGGAACGGGUGUCCGACAUGAUGAACCUUCAGGCCAGGACCGACGCGGAGAGAAGCGAGCUCAACCUCAGGUUGUCGGACUCGGUGCGUGAGGGGGAAAGACUGAAGGGCAAAAUUGAGGAGAAGGAGAGAGAACUCGUCCUUCUGUCCAGGAGGCUCGAGGAGCAGAGCAGCAAUGACGGCAGCGACAUGCAGCUGAUGAGAGCUCACACCGAGACGCUCUUGGACACACUGCGGGACAUCGCUCAGACUGUGUUGACAGACGCUGACUCGUCUUCGGAGGCGGACCAGGACAACUCUGCUGCCCCUCUGCUGGCCUUUAUCCACAGCUCCUCCCCCGCCGCUGCUCCUCGCAGGUCAUCCUCCCCCUCGAAGCUCACCUCGCCGUCCCACCCCCCGGAGGCGACCCUUUCAGCGCUACGCUCGGCCGUCACACACAAGACACUACAGCUGCAGGAUACUCGAGGACGUUUGCUCUCUGCGCAGUCCUCCGUACAGCAGUUACGAAAGCAGCUAGCCGAGGCCGAUUCGGCCAAAAGAGAAGCGGAUCAACGUCAUCAAAUGCUGCAGCGGGAGCGAGACGCUGCCCUGCGGGACAAAGAGACUUCGCAGCGAGAGAAGGACCGCCUGAGACAGGAGAGAGACACCCUGGCCAGUGAGAAAAUUAGCUUGGAGAAGACCACAAAGGCAGCUCAGAGCGGCAGUCAGACUCUGCAGAUGGACUUUGAGAAGCUGCAGCUGAUUCUGACAUCCACGCAGCGGGAGAAAGACCGCCAGAGGGAGGAGAAGGAGGCUGCCGUCCAGGAGAGGGACCGGGCAAAGGCUGAGGUCCAGAGGAUUCAGAAGCAGUGGGACCAGAGCGAAAGCCGAGCGUCUGCCCAGCGCGGCGAGCUGUCUGCAGUGAGGGAGACUCACCAGCAGGCGGAGGUCGAGAAGCAGUUGCUGGAGAAGGAGAGAGCCCAACUUUCUGAAGCGCUCACUCAGGCUGAGAGCAGCAAUGCAGAACUCUCUCUACUGAUCAAUAAACUCCAGUCUGAGGAUGCGGCGCUCAAGGACUCUUUGGCCAAAAUGGGCAACAUGAAUGAGGCGCUGUCCCAAGAUAAAAUCGACCUUAACACUUACAUCCUUCAGCUGGAGGAGGAGAAGGCCCUGCUGCAGAUUCAGAAACGCGAGGCCGAGCAGGAGAAGCUGACCAUCAGAGACGAGCUGGUCCGGAUGGAGCAGGACCGGAUGGAGCUGGACUCUGCUCGCGUCACUCUGAAGCAGUCCCUGCAGGACACCGAGCUGACCCGUGUGGGGAUGGAGGCCGAGCUCCAGAGUCUCAGGGCCGAGAGACUUAAGCUGCAAGAGAAAGUCACACAGCUCUGCGCUGAGGUGACCUCCUUGGGUUCUGAGCUAAGCCUCGCCAGAGGAGAGGGCCAGCGGAACGAAGCGGCCUUGGAGGAGGCCGGGCGCGGACGGGCGGAGCUGGCCAGAGACAAAGCAUCUCUUUUAGUUCAGCUCACGGCGUCCGAGAGAGAAAACAACGCGCUGUCGGAAGAACUCUCCGCUUCCAGGUCUGAGCGUGAGUCCCUGGAGACUGCUCUGUUUGAGGCGCAGCAUCAGCUUGCUCAGGUGGAGUCUCGCCGGGAGCAGCUCGCAGCGGACAACCAAAACCUUCGAGUGCGCACAGACACAGCAACAGCUGAGCUGCGGCGCGCACGCUCCGAGGCAGAGAGCGCACUGGCCCAGUCUGAGAAGGAGAAACACGCUGUGACUCACACCCUGAAUGCGGCACACCUGGAGGCCCAGCAAGCUCUGCGCAAGGCCACGUGCGAACAUCGGGAGGAAGUGGAGAAACUUGUCACGGAAAAGGAAGCCCUGCGACAAAGCCUCACGCUGGCUCAUGACAGCGCUCUGAGGAAGCAGAGGCAGCAGUUGGAAGAAGAGCUUCACAAAGCGCAGCGAGAGAAAGAGGAGCUGCAGAGUGAUCUGAGGACGCUCCUCCAUGAUCGAGAUCAGAGUCUACUACAGGCGGAAAAUGAGAAACAACAGGCGCUGUCACUAAAAGAAGCCGAGAAAGCGGCGCUGUGUGACCGAGUGUCGGGUCUGCAGGCCGAGCUGUCGGCCUUGACCCUCGAGGCCGAGCGCAGGGCCCGGGCAGCGGCCCUCUUCAAAGAGCAGGAACAGGCCAGAGUCGGCGCUUUAACAAGUGAGCUGCAGGCGCUUCGGUCGCAGCUGGACGACGCGUCUGCUCUUCACGAAAGGGAUCUUCAAAGUCUCCGGGAGACUCUCGCCGACUCUCAGUCACGUGCUGACGGUGCCGUCAAAGAGCUCGACAAUUGCAGAGCUUCUCUCGCCGCCAGCGAGGAGGGUCGAGACGAGCUCCGGCGAAGCGCCCUGGAAGCGGAGCGCCGUCUCAGCCAAGUCCAGGACGAAGCGGAAACCUACAGAAGGGAGGGGACAGAACUGCGGCGCAGCCUGGGCGAGGUCUCCAAGGAGCGAGACACCCUCAGCCAGUCCAACUGCCAGCUGCGGGAAGCCCUCCGAGGGGCCGAGACCGAGAGGAUCAGCGUGAAGCGACAGUGCGAGGAGAAGGAGCAGAGGCUGGCCGUGCUGCAGGAGAAUCUUUUGUCCGCUCAGAAGGAGGUGACGGAGCUGCGCAGCUGCCUUAGGGAAGUGGAGCGUUCACGGCUGGAGGCGCGACGGGAACUGCAGGAGCUGCGCAGACAGCUGAAAGUCUUGGAUGGGGAGAAGGAGCAGAAAGGCAGGGAGCUGGCAGAGCUGCAGACGCGCUUGUCACUGGAAGAGCAGCGGGAGGAGGACAGAGGCAAGGAGGUUUUUGGCCUCAAGCACAAGUUAUCCGAAGCCGAAAGUGCUCGGGACUCCCUGAAGAGAGAGCUCACACUGGUUCAGAAGCAGCUGGCCGAGUCCGAGUCCGGCUGGCGGGUCUGCGAGAGGGAGCUGACCGCGCAGCUCCAGGAAGCCCGAGGCUGCGAGAAGAAGCUGCAGGACGAAGCCAAGCACCUGUCGCUGCGCACGCAGGCGGCCCAGGACUCGGCCGGCGCGUACAGCCUGCAGCUGAGCGAAGCCCAAGGCCGGCUGGCCGCCACCGAGGCGGAGCUGACGCGGGCCGAGGCCUCCAGGAGGGACCUGGAAUUCCGUCUGAGCGGCCUGCAGUCGGCGCUGACGAGGACGCUGGGCAUCGGCGCCGGGGGGAGGGGAGUCAGGGGCAGGAGUCCCGGAGGCAGCUCUGCGUCCCCCAGCCCCAUGUCACGCCGUCACAGCAACUCGCCACUACGCUCCUCUCUCUCGCCCCCUAAAGAAUUUCACACCAGCACCCCUGACAACACGCUGGGCUCCAGAGCCGUUUCCCCCGAGAGGGGAGGCGCCCCUCUCCCGCUUUCCCAGUCAGAGCUGGACACGGACUCUCUGCGAAGUGGUCUGAAGGACUUCCUCCUGGAGCUCCGUGAAGCACACAGAGAACGCGAUGACGCCCUGUGUCAGCUGGGGACCAUUCAGCGGGAGGUGGACGAGCUGAGGGGGGAUCGAGACUUGGCUCAGAUUCGCCUCGCUCAGCUCCAAAAGAACCUCCAAGAAUACCAAGAAGGCAAGCGAGGCCUGGACGAGCGUCUGACGCACGCCCAGUUUCAGCUCCACCAACAGGAGGAGGCGGUGAGGAGAGGCGACAGAGAGAGGAGGACGCUCACUGACAGGGUGAAGGAGCUGGAGCGCGUCCUGCAGGCCUGUGAGGCCGACAAGAAACGCACACAGGACCAGUUGGAUAAGCAGCGAGCGGCAGAGGUGCGCCUGGAGGCCGACAGGAGGCGCCUGCGAGAGGCGCUGGAGGCGUCCGAAGCGCGGGCCACCCGGGUCGAGGUGGGACGGCGGAGUCUGGAGGGGGAGCUGCAGAGGAUCCGGCUGAGCCUGGGGGACCGGGAGGCCGAGAGCCAGGCCUCCCACGAUCGCCGUGACGCUCUGCUCAAACAGGUCGCAGAAGGAGAAGGCCGAGUUUCGCUGCUUCAGACGGAAGUGGAGCGGCUGAGUCAGUCCCUGCUCAAAGCCGAGGAAAACGAAGCUCUGCUCCGGGAGAAGAACGCCUCCCUCAACCAGAGCCUGCAAGAACUGGCGGGCGCUCACGGCAGCGCUCAGAGCCGCUUGACCGCCCUGCAGAAGGCUUUGAGUAUGACCGAGCAGGAGAAACAACACCUCCAGGAGCGGAUCGACGAAUCCCGGUCGUCGCUGAGCGAAGCCAGGCGGAACAUGGCCGCCCUGAAUGAGCGCGUGCACGGCGUGCAGAGUGAGCUGCACCAGAGCCAGCUCCAGCGACAAGAACUGGAGGCCGAGUUCACCAAAACCCAGGAGCAGGCUCUGCGGCAGCGCUCGGCCAGCCUCGCCGAAGCCCAGCGCGGCGCCCAGGCGGCGCAGACGGAGCGGGCCGUGGCGGAGGAGCGCCUGCGGGCUCUGCAGAGGGCCGUGGCCAUGCUGGAAACUGAGAAGAAAGACGCCGAGAGGCAGGCGGUGAGGCUGGAGAAGGAUAAGAACGCCCUGAGGAAUACGCUUGACAAGGUGGAGCGUCAGAAGCUGAAGAGCGAAGAGGGCAGCAUGCGUCUUUCGGCCGAGAGGAACCGUUUGGAUCGCUCCCUGAACACGGCCGAACAGGAGCUGCAGGAAGCCCAGCAGCAGAUUCUCAUGCUGCAGACGCAGAUGGCUGACAUGGAGCAAUCCCACAGCGCGUGCGAAAGUUUGCUCAGGCAGCGUGACGAGACCCAGCAGGAGGCCGAGAGGCUGAGGGCCAGCUUCCGGGAUCUGGAGAGGACUCUGGGGUCCAGGGAGCGCGCGCAUCGGCACCGGGUCAAAGGUCUGGAGGAGCAGGUGUCUACCUUGAAGGAGCAACUACAACAGGAGAUGAAACGGCGGCACCCGUCGCUUCCCUCCUCAUUUCCGUCGACGACGAACUGAGACUAGAUGCGGCAGCCACGUCGCCAUCAGGGAAAAUCUCAUCGCCGGCGACUCAAGGCAAAAAAAAAAAAAAAAAAAAAAAGUGCCCUCGCCGGCCAGAAUAUUAGGUACCACUGCACUUUUUGAAUCAUCUGUCCGAACGAUUGCGCUUCCGUGAAGAUUCUCGUUUUGCGCGCCCUCGUAGUGGCAGCUGUCCCUUUUAUUUUGGUCGCCUUAUCCAGUUGCGCUUGGGUUCCAAUUAUUAGGAACAGCUCUCGGUAUGAUGCAAUUUAGUUCCGUACAGUCAUUAAAAAAAAAAAAAAAGUUCAACAAAUACCUCUGUGACAGUGUCAAUCACAACUGAGCGUAAUUAUCUUCGGCAACGUUUAAAGCGUGUGCAGGUGUACCUAACAAUGUGACCACUCAGCGUAUUAUACCUGACAUUUGUACUUUUGAACGACGUAUAAGCUAUUCAUCUUGAACAUUCCAGCGAUUAUACCGACAAUUUAAAAAAAACAAAGGUUAUGUUUACUUCACUAAAAACCUAUUUUAGUACUAACUAUAUAAGUUCAUUACUUUGGUGUGACUGUAAAGAAUGUUUUUUCUUAUUAUUAUUAUUUCUGCGAUACUACUGGUUUACUGUGUAAUUACUGCCAGGGUGUCCCAAAUAUUUACAGAUACAAACCCGAGUACACAAACUUACAAACAUACAUCCUGUAUUGCCAUGAUAUCCACAUAUACCGUAAUUCCCGGCCUACAGAGCGCAUCUGGUUACAUGCCUCACUGAGUACAUUUGUAAAGGAAAUACCAUUGGCUACAUACAUGCACCGCGGCUUUUACAGAGCUGCCCACAUUGAAAUACGAGCUAUUUACAAAGAAAGACAGUACACAGAAAGAGUUUAAUGCUAGCGCUGCGCUAAGUAUAGCGCCAUGCUAACGCUAGUGCUAACUCUAGCGCCGUGCUAACGCUAGCGCCGCGCUAAUGUUAGUGCCGCGCUAAUGCUAACAGGGCUGGUUAAAAUAAAACUUACUGGUAAACACCAUAGAGACAUGCCAGUAACACAGCAGCAACACGUUAACACAGCGCUAGCGCAGCGCUAACAGGGCCGGUAAAAGUCACUUGCUCAUCACAUAUAUUCCACCAAUCUCAUUUUUACCUUUUCCGAUCGAGUUCCCCUUUGCGGCAGUUAGAAUAAAUCCACAAAUUAGCAUCACCGCAUAAACCGCAGGGUUGAAAGCGCUUGUAGCCCGGAAAUUACGGUACUGGACUCAAGACUAAUUAUGAAUCACGUUAAAUGCAUUAAUUGACAACAAAACAUGAGCCUAAAACCCUUUUGCUAACAAAAAAUGAGUUCCAACUGUUAGCUAGUUAACAGCGGCACGUGUACAGCAUGUUUGUGACAAAGAAUAAACACACUUGCGCAAUGUGAAUAAACGAGUCAAGUCACAUGCUGAAAAACUGUCGUCGGGAAAAACGAUCAUCUUUUAAUAUCUUUUAAUUGUGAUAGCCCUCUCAAAGCUGAGGUCAUCUUCUUGGCUGAUGUCAGCGACUGAAUGACUUUUUUUUUUUGGGGGGGGGUUCUACUUAUUUAAGUACAGUAUAAGAAAACGACAAAAUACAACGCAUGCGAUGAAUACGGUACAGUAUGCAAAACAAAAGCGAGAGGCCUCCGCAUCUCUUAAUACGGCACCAGUGUGUUGAGUUUAUAGCACCAGUGAUUUGUACAAUC